AUGGAGGGUCAAGUCUUCUUUGACAAGCGCUCCGAUCGCAAUGCCGGGCGUGAGCGUGUGGGAAUGGGCAAUCUCAUAGCUCGAUGGCUGCGUCAGAAUGCAGAUGCAGCCGUCUCAGCAUCAUUCAAAGAGUACUACAGUUAUGUACAUACACAGCUGCAAGACGAAAUGGGGUACGUUCUCAACGGACCAGGCAAUCGGGGGAAACGACUCUACAACUGGCCAUGGGUGAUGCAGCUGCAUGUCGCCACCUCUGCGCUCAAUAUUACUUUUGGUGGCGCGGUAGGUGACCUGAAACCGUUGGAACGGUUCAUGUUGACGCUGGAGAGUUUUUAUGCCCAAGGAGGAGCAGAGCUGUACGCCAUCGGGCUGCCCAUCUACGAAGGUCUUCGGGCGCUCAAUGCCUCGGGCGACAUCAAUGCAUACGAACGUGCACUAUCUCUUUUCCAACGGCAUGGGCAGCACAUCGUGGACCGAGGUCUGGAUUAUCCCGCGUUUGAAGUCAAUUUCGAGCAAUCGAUCGUCGCUCCGGCCGUAGUCAUGCUGCUAGAACUGUACCGGUGGACAGGCGACAAGAAGUGGUUGACAGCGGCCGAACUCCAACUCGAAACGCUUCUGCGCUUUUCCGGCAAGCAGCCCGAUUACCGAGUUCAUGACAUUGCAAUCAGACAUUGGGAUGGAUACUGGUUUGGGAAAGAUCGCAUGUGGGGAGAUGUGUUCCCUCAUUACUGGAGCACGCUCAAUGCGGUAGCUCUUCAUCGUUAUGGGCAGGCGGUGGGCAAAGACUCGUACUGGAGGAAGGCAGAGGGUAUCAUUCGAAGCAAUCUCACGCUUUUCGACCAAGAUGGAAGAGGGAGUUGCGCAUGGAUAUAUCCAACGUCGGUCAAUGGCCGACCGGGCCACUAUGCUGAUCCCUAUGCGAAUGACCAGGACUGGGCACUGAAUCACUUGUUGCAGAUAUCCGAUGAAAAGAGCCUCGAGUAG
Diaporthe citri is the source of this 984-nucleotide messenger RNA. RefSeq lists its product as uncharacterized. The record is from RefSeq and is a predicted model, not a curated record. Bases 1 to 984 code for a protein of 327 amino acids. Gene Ontology annotation, biological process: carbohydrate metabolic process. The transcript has a single exon. NCBI's taxonomy places the organism in Eukaryota, Fungi, Ascomycota, Sordariomycetes, Diaporthales, Diaporthaceae.